This is a messenger RNA of Schizosaccharomyces japonicus yFS275, 3555 nucleotides long. RefSeq names its product pyruvate carboxylase. Bases 1 to 3555 code for a protein of 1184 amino acids. Gene Ontology annotation, molecular function: biotin carboxylase activity; ATP binding; catalytic activity. Gene Ontology annotation, biological process: gluconeogenesis. Lineage: Eukaryota; Fungi; Ascomycota; Schizosaccharomycetes; Schizosaccharomycetales; Schizosaccharomycetaceae. The transcript has a single exon. The record is from RefSeq and is a predicted model, not a curated record.
AUGGAGAAAUCUGUUAACGACGACAUUGACUUCCAUCUAAAGCCUUUAAAACAGGUUCGGAGCUCGGUCUCCUACUUGGGCCGCAACAUCAAGAAGGUCUUGGUUGCAAACCGUUCAGAAAUUGCCAUUCGUGUUUUCCGUACCGCCCAUGAACUUGCUCUUCACACUAUCGCAAUUUACUCUCAUGAGGACCGGCUCUCUAUGCACAGACAAAAGGCCGAUGAGUCAUAUCCCAUCGGCAAAGUCGGUCAGUACGCUCCGGUUGCCGCCUACCUGGCUAUUGAUGAAAUUGUAAACAUUGCUAGAAAGACAGGUGCUGAUUUGAUUCACCCUGGUUAUGGUUUCCUUUCAGAGAAUGCAACUUUUGCUCGGAAGGUGCGCGAAGCUGGUAUGACCUUUGUUGGUCCUCCUCCCGAGGUUAUUGACUCGUUGGGUGACAAGACUAAGGCCCGCGCCAUUGCUAUCAAGUGUGGUGUGCCAGUUGUCCCCGGUACUCCUGGUCCCGUUGAAACCUUCGAGGACGCCGAAGCUUUCGUAGCUGAAAUCGGCUUCCCCGUUAUCAUUAAGGCCGCAAUGGGCGGUGGUGGACGUGGUAUGCGUGUUGUUCGUGAAGCUUCCUCUUUCCAAGAGUCUUUCGACCGUGCCCGUUCUGAGGCUAUUUCUUCCUUCGGUGAUGGCACUAUGUUUAUUGAACGUUUCUUGGACCACCCUAAGCACAUUGAGAUUCAAUUGCUUGCUGAUUCUGCCGGUAACGUCGUACACUUGUUCGAGCGUGAUUGCUCUGUUCAACGUCGUCACCAAAAAGUCGUCGAGAUUGCACCUGCCAAGGAUCUUGAUCCUAAGGUUCGCCAGGCCAUGUUCGACGACGCUAUCAAGAUUGCCCGUGAAGUCAAGUACUGCAACGCUGGUACCGCAGAGUUCUUGCUUGAUGGCCAGGGACGUCACUAUUUCAUUGAAAUCAACCCCCGUAUCCAAGUUGAACACACUAUUUCCGAAGAAAUCACUGGCGUUGAUAUUGUAUCCGCUCAACUUCAUAUCGCUGCUGGUUACACCUUGCCCGAAAUUGGUCUCACACAGGAUGCCAUUACCUGCCGUGGUUUUGCUGUGCAAUGCCGUGUCACUACAGAAGAUCCAACCAACAACUUUGCACCCGACACUGGUAAAAUCGAAGUCUAUCGUUCCGCAGGUGGUAACGGUGUUCGUCUCGAUGGUGCCAACGGUUUUGCUGGCUCCGUUAUUACGCCAUACUACGAUUCUAUGCUUGUAAAAUGUACUUGUCACGACUCGUCUUAUGAAGCCACCCGCAGAAAAAUGAUCCGUUCUCUUAUUGAGUUUCGUAUCCGUGGUGUGAAGACAAACAUCACAUUCUUGCUUCGUUUGUUGACGCAUCCUACAUUUAAGUCAGGAAACUGCUGGACUACCUUUAUUGAUGAUACGCCUGACCUCUUCCGCCUUUACAAAUCCCGUAACCGUGCACAGAAGUUGCUUUCUUACUUGGGUGACUUGAUUGUUAACGGAAGUUCCAUCAAGGGUCAAAACGGCGAUCCUUCGUUGAAUGCUCCCGUCGUGUUGCCUACCCUCCGUGAUCCCUCCCAACCCGAUGGUGUUAUUGAUGCCCGUUUCCCUUGUGAGAAGGGUUGGCGCAAGGUUAUUUUGGAGCAAGGUCCCGAGGCUUUUGCUAGAGCCGUUCGUGAAUAUCAUGGCGGUUUGGUCAUGGACACCACUUGGAGAGAUGCUCAUCAAUCUCUUUUGGCUACUCGUGUCCGUACCAUCGACCUUGUCAACAUUGCUCCCUUCACUAGUCAUGCUUUGGCUUCUGCUUACUCCUUGGAGAUGUGGGGUGGUGCAACAUUUGAUGUGUCUAUGCGUUUCUUGCACGAAUGUCCCUGGGAUCGACUUCGCAAACUUCGUCGUGCCGUUCCCAACAUUCCUUUCCAGAUGUUGUUGCGUGGUGCUAAUGGUCUGUGCUAUGCUAGCCUCCCUGACAACGUUCUCUAUCACUUCUGUCAGCAGGCUAAGGCAAACGGAAUUGAUAUUUUCCGUGUCUUCGACGCUUUGAAUGAUGUUGAGAACCUGUCUCUUGGUAUUGAUGCUGUCAAGCGUGCCGGCGGUGUUGUCGAGGCUACCAUGUGUUACUCUGGAGACAUGUUGAACCCCAAGAAGAAGUAUAACCUCAACUAUUAUCUUGAUCUCGUUGACAACAUCGUUGCUCAAGGUAUUCACGUUCUGGGUAUCAAGGAUAUGGCUGGUGUCAUGAAACCUCGUGCUGCCCGUAUGCUUGUCGGUGCUAUCCGCGCUAAGUACCCUAAAUUGCCCAUUCAUGUUCACUCCCACGACUCCGCUGGUACUGCUGUCGCCUCUAUGGUCGCUGCCUUGGAGGCCGGUGCCGACGUUGUUGACGUCGCCACUGACAGUAUGUCUGGUAUUACCUCCCAACCCAGUAUGGGUGCAGUUGUUGCUGCUCUCGAUGGUACCGAGAAGGAGCUUACAUUCAACCCCGAUCACCUCAGAGAAAUCGACAGUUACUGGUCUCAAAUGCGUCUUCUCUACUCUCCCUUCGAGUCCGAACUUAAGGGACCCGAUUCUGAUGUCUACAAUCACGAGAUCCCUGGUGGUCAAUUGACAAACCUCAAGUUCCAAGCUUCGUCUCUCGGCCUUGGUUCCCAAUGGGCUGAAACCAAGAAGGCGUACAUUGACGCUAAUGAGCUGUUGGGUGACAUUAUUAAGGUUACUCCUACAUCUAAGGUUGUUGGUGAUCUUGCACAGUUCAUGGUUCAAAACAAGCUCACAAAGAAGGAUGUCGAGGAUCGUGCAUCCGAGCUUGACUUCCCUGGCUCCGUAAUGGAUUUCUUCCAAGGAAUGAUGGGUCAACCCUACGGCGGUUUCCCAGAGCCAUUGCGCACUAAUGUCCUGAGAGGUAAGCGCGAGCCUUUGAGCGAGCGUGCCGGCAAAACUCUUCCCCCUGCCGACUUUGAGGCCAUUCGUGGUGGUUUGGAACAAGAAUAUGAGCAUGCUGACGAUUGUGACGUUGCUAGUUACUGUCAGUUCCCCGACGUAUUCAAGCAAUUCAAGCGCUUCCAAGCUCGCUAUGGUGACCUUUCUGUUUUGCCCACCAGAUACUUCUUGGCUAAGCCCGACAUUAACGAAGAAAUUUACGUCGAGAUCGACCAGGGUAAGACUCUUAUCAUCAAGUUCCUCGCACUUGGUCCUUUGCAAGAGAAGACUGGUCAACGUGAGGUCUACUUUGAGCUCAAUGGUGAAACUCGUCAUGUUACAGUUCAAGACACAAAGGCUGCUACCGAGACUCAAACUCGUCAAACCGCUGACCCCAGCAACCCUGGUCACGUCGCUGCACCUAUGAGUGGUAUUAUCGUGGAGAUCCGUACACAAGCAAGCCACGCUGUGAAGAAGGGUGAUGUCCUUGCCGUUUUGAGUGCUAUGAAGAUGGAAAUCGUCAUUAGUGCUCCACACAGCGGUGUCGUCAAGGAGCUCACCAUCCAACAGGGUGACUCUGUGAACGGAGGUGACUUGUGUUUCGUUUUGGAACACGAGUAG